This is a messenger RNA of Spirodela intermedia, 3441 nucleotides long. Lineage: Eukaryota; Viridiplantae; Streptophyta; Magnoliopsida; Alismatales; Araceae. The record is from the annotation of a GenBank genome assembly.
AUGGACUUCAGAGGGAUAGGGAGAGCCGCCGGAGCACCGCCAGAGGGGUCCUCCGGCGGCGGCGGCGGCGGCGGCGUACCGGCGGCGCUGGCUCGGCAGCCUUCCAUCUACGCUCUCACCUUCGAGGAGUUCCAGAACACGCUGGGAGCUAGCAGGGACUUCGGCUCCAUGAACAUGGACGAGCUGCUCAAGAGUAUCUGGACAGCGGAGGAGACUCAGACGAUGUCCUCCUUCGCCGACGGCGGCGGCGGCACCGCCGGCGUGGUGGCGGGGCUACAGAGGCAGGGAUCCCUUACGCUGCCGCGGACGCUGAGCCAGAAGACGGUCGACGAGGUCUGGAGGGACGUCUUCAAAGACGGCGGCGCCGCCGCCGUCCCCGGCGUCGGCGCCGGCCUGCAGCCGCCGGUGCAGCGACAGCCCACGCUGGGGGAGGUGACCCUAGAGGAGUUCCUCAUCAGGGCGGGGCUGACGAGGGAGGCCGUCGAACCAGAGAGGACCGCCAUUAAUGGUGGCUCCCUGCUCUUCGGGAACGCUUCGUCCUCGCUGGUGAACAGCUCCCCGAGGCUCUUCCUCGGGUUCUCUCCGGCAGCGCAGCAGAGCAAUGGACCGGGGCCGGCGGCGGCGGCGGCCGGCAACAUGAUGAUGAACGGCGGCGGCGCUGCUCUGCGGCCGCAGAUGCAGGUGGCGGCGGGGAGGGUGACUGUAGCAUCGGCAUCUCCGGCGAGUCAACUCCCCCCCGAGGAUCUGGGGAGAGGCAACGACGACUCAUCUUCUCUGUCGCCCGUUCCGUACAGAUUUGGGGAGGGGAUGAGGGGGAGGAAGCCCGGCGGAGGGCUGGAGCGGGUAGUGGAGAGGCGGCAGAGGCGGAUGAUCAAGAACAGGGAAUCAGCUGCAAGGUCCCGGGCUCGGAAGCAGGUGAGAUUUUCCCUCAGUUCUUCAUCAUCUCCAUCCAAAAAAAUUCACUCACUCUCUGAAGUAAUUCGGUUUUCAACAGGGAUUCAUUCCUGCUUUCAUUUACACCAUUAUCACAUGCUCUCUCUCUCUCUCUUUUCUAAGAAAUGGAGGUUGUGAUCAGUUUUCUCCAUCAUUUUUGCAAAAACCAUGGUCAGAUUUUUAUAAAAACCACAGGUUCUAGAGAGAGCAUUGUUCAUCGUUUUCAAUGUAGGAUUUCUUCAUCGUUUCCAUUGAUCGUGGGAGUUUCUGAGUCUGCAGAUUUAAUCUGUUUGUGUUUUUAUUUUUUGCCUGGCAGGCGUACACCAUGGAACUGGAAGCUGAAAUAACCAAGCUCAAAGAGCAGAACGAAGAGCUGCAGAAGAAACAGGUGCGGGUUCUUGUUUCACCUAUCAGUCUAGUUGGAUUAUAAUUGUCUCAUUUGGGAAAUCUGAAGUCGGUUUUUGAUAAAAAAAUGUUUUUAAAAUGGAAAAUAAGUUUUAUGUGAUCCAUUUAUUGGCUAAUUUUUAAAAAAUAUUUAUGGGAAGGGCGAGUUGUGGUAAAACAAUUUCCUAGAUUCAUGUGUAGUCCAUUUUCUGGCUGAUUUCGUAAAAGUAUUUAUCAGAAAAGAAAAAAUCACAAAAAAAUAAUUCCCGAGAGGGAAAGGAAGAGCAGUAUGCAAUAGAUUUUACUUGGUAAAAUUUGUGAAAUAUUUAUCCCAAAAUAAUUUUUUUCUAUAAAAUAAUCCCAAAAGGAAAAGGAGAUCACAUGUGGUGCAUUCUUUUCACAGAAAAUUUGACAACUAUUCAUUGAAAAAAGGAUUUUUUUUGACAGGAACAGCUCUCGAAAAGGGUAAGAAAUCACGUGUAGUCCGUUUUCUGGGUAAUUUCCGUAGAAAUACUUUCGGAAAAAUAUAAUUUUUUAAUAGAGAAAUUUUCCAGGAGGGAAGGGAAGACCCGUAUGCAAUCGAUUUGUUGGCUGAUUUUGUACAAAUAUUUUACGUAGAAGAAUACUUGAUUUUGAUAAAUAAAAAAGUUCCCAAAAGGAAGAAAACUUGUUUUAUCAUUUGCGGUCCUGUUCUUGACCAAUUUCGGAUAAAUAUUUAUCGGGGAAGGAAAAUUGCAUUUAAUAAAAAAAAUCCCCAGAAGGAAAAGGAUAUGUGGUCCUCUUUGGCAAUUUUUUCUAAAGCAUUUAUCAGAGACUAAAUAUCUUUUUAAGAAAAAGUUUCUGAAAAGAAAAUUAACUCAUAUUUUCUGGCUAAUUUUGUAAAAAAAAAUUAUUGGUGCCGUUUUCUAACACUCCUCAUCUAAUAAAUUACAGGAGGAGAUUCUGGUGAUGCAGAAAAAUCAGGUAUUUUCUUCUUUCUCGUUCACCUGCAGAAUUAAUUUUCGCUUGAAAUUAUUCCAUUUAAAUCAAUGGAAAAUGCUGUCCACUCUCUCUAUAGAUGGUCUGCCUCCUCAUCCUAAAUGAGCAUGUCUACGGCUUUUAAGCGCUGAUUUUGUUCAUCUCAACUGUAUUCUGUAUUAUUUAAUGAGAUUUUUUCUUGCUAGAAAUAUUCUUCUGUGUUUAAAUUCCCAUUUAAAAUUAUUAUUUUUCUUCGAAGCUUGAGCAUUUAGCAUUGGUUCAGAUUUUUCUCAAAUCGAUUUUUUCUCUUGGCUUUCUUGCAUUUGGCUCGAAAUUCCCCUUUUUUCAGUUUUUUUUUGCCGAAUGCCCCUUGAAAGUUUAAUAAUAGAAAAGCUCCCUGAGUAUCAUUAAAUUUUCUGAUGUGAAAAAGGGAGGGGGGGGUCAAACACUCCCUGCUGAUGUGGCUUCCCACAUGGCAGCUGAUGAGGCAGCCCAUUGUUGAUGUGGAUAUGCUGUUGCAUUACUAUUAAAAGGUUCUUUGUGGAGAACAGGAACUGACACCAUGAAGUGAGAUGAUAUAAUUAUCUGCAUUGGAUCAAUUUAAGCCUGCUUGGGUAAGUUGACAGAAAGGUCCCAUUUUCUUGGGGGAGAUCCGUGUUGUUUUUCUUCAACUGUCAUUUGACCUAGAGAAUAAAGUCAACACAGGUUUGUCAAUAAACAGGUUCUAUAAUUUUCUGUAUUGUGUCAAUCAAACCCCCCUGCGUCAGAAUUCUGCACUUUUUUCUUCAUCUUUCAUUUUCAGCCUCCCAAAAAAUAGGUCAACGUGGGUAUAGAAAACAUUGGCUACAAGGCUAUCUAAUAUGGGAUCAAUUAAAGCAGCCCUACCUAAUUAACAAGAAAUCUAAAAAGAAAAAGUCAACAUGGGUUGGGAAGCCCAUUAGCUUGCUCUACAUAACCCAACUUGGCUUUUCAUAAUUGAUUCCUUUUUCAUGUUUAUACUUGUAGUAUGCACCCAUGUAGAAUUUCUUGAUACUUGAAUUUUUUUUCAUAUGAAUGAGAUAAUAAGGGUUCAUUUUUCAUGUGAUUUCCUAGGUUUUGGAGAAGGUUAAUCAGCAAUAUGGAUCAAAGAAGCAGUGUUUGAGAAGGACUCAGACGGGCCCGUGGUAG